Molecule: messenger RNA, 1983 nt
Organism: Prunus armeniaca (apricot)
Lineage: Eukaryota; Viridiplantae; Streptophyta; Magnoliopsida; Rosales; Rosaceae
Source: the annotation of a GenBank genome assembly
AUGGCAAUCAGAAAGCGAUUUUCGACCAAGGCGAUCGGUAUCACAGUUCGCUAUCCAUCCUUUACAGCUCGAGUUAAGAUGUCUGAUAGAGAGUCACUAUUCGAGAAUAAGCCCAACGCUUUCGAGGGUGAGUCAUCGGACGGUCUGUUCGAUUCAAAAAGUGAGGCCGUUGUAAGCCUCGGUGCCGAGGACGGAGAAGACACCGAUGUCGAGAUACUUGGUAAAGGCCCAGCCUCCGUCCCUACCCACGACAUCGGUAAGGGGCUCAUGGUAAGGCAACCAGAGCCGUUGGUCGCGGUCUAUCGUGAUGGUAGCCAUUUUGGCAUAACCCAGCACGGUGAGUCCAGUGCUGGUCGUCAAUCAGAGGCCUCCACGUCUGGCCGUGGAGAGGCAGCUACCGAACCUUCUCCCCGCCCUAGGGUCUCCGUAGUGUAUCCUAGCAACCCUAGGGUACCCAUAGGCGUGCCGAAGGAGCAUCUAUUCGGCGUCGAUUACUUGGGGCCGAAUAAGAUAACCGAAUGGGAGAUCGCCAAGUACUGCACUAAGUAUUGCAUCCCGGAUUCGGUGAGGAUGAGGAUUCUAGGCCCUACCGAAUCCCUCAGCAAGCCGAAGGACGGCGAAGUCGUCUUUUUCACCGACGUCCUCCUGCAGGGGGUCCGGCUACCGUUGCAGCCUACCGUGCAGAAGAUCCAUGUCCAAAUAAGGUACGCUCCCGGACAGUACAACCCAAACUUCUGGGUGGCUCUGAUGGGGGUAGUAACGGCCUUCAGCAUUGCCGAGGAAAGGGAGCCUUCCUAUGAGCAGUUCUCGUACCUGUACAGCGUCACGAAAUCAAAGAGUGCCGAUCCCGGAGGUUGGGUACAGACAAACUGCCUCCGGGCUUCCGAGCGAGGCCACUUCGUGAGUGCCGUGCCGACUUCUCAGAAGUCCUGGAAGAAUCAGCAGGUUGACUUGCCGUUCGGCAAACUGAAGCAGCCGAGCCCUACGCAGUCUGAGAUUCGGCAGAUCGACAGGGUGAGGUUGAAGGUCACUGCUGUUGAAAGGGUGUACCCUCAAUUCCUCUUCACUGCGAACUUGGUCAUAGCCGAACUUGCCAAUCCUGCCGAGAGUAAUGACAGACGAGAGAAGGGCUCCAAGCGGCGCCUGAUGAUGGGCCUGCAAGGGAAAAAGGCGAAACGGUAUGCGGAGGCAGUGCCGAUUUUGUCGGCGGGGGUUGAUCCGGAAGAUCAAACCAUUGUCGAUCGCCUAAGGCAACUCAACAUCGAGACGGCGUCUAUUGGUGCAUCAGAAGUAGGCGGGGGCAGACUACCGACGCCACAUCCUCCACGACAGCCGGGGGAGGUGCCGAGGGUUACCCUUGCUGCCGAGGAUGAUGAGAACCCGGCGGAGCUAAUCACGAUUGCAUGUCCGUCGAAGGUAGUCCAGUUUUGCGAACCAUAUGAUCAUUGGUUCGCAAAUAGAGCUGUCCAAGAUCGAGGAGUUGCCGAAGAAGCUCAUACGGGAGGAAGCAUGGCGCACCUUCCGUUUCCAGGCCUCGGUAAGCUUCGAUGGACAUGUGGCUUGUGCAUGCGGUGGGCCAUCAAUGCUGUCGAGCGCGCCAUGAAGGCUUACGAGGAUGGUCGGGCCAAGGUUGCCGAGGCUGGCAAAGCUCUCCAAAACGACACUCAUCUCGUCAAGGAUAUGCAGGCUGCCAAACGGAGCUACCGUUUGUCAACAGAGUUCUCUAUCCUGCUGGACAAGGAAGUAGGCUCCGAGAUAGCGGAUCUGCUCUACAUAUUCAAAAGGCACAACCUUGGACGAAAGCUCAACCUUAACUUCAUUGCCGACCCUCCUCCCCUUCCGGAAGGCUUAACCGAAGAGAUGAUUGAAGACUACGAAGGGGAGGACGCUCCAGAUGAAGCCUUUGCCUCUGAGGGCCCUGCUCCCACCGAUGCUGCUGCCGCUGAGGGUAUCGAUGCCGAGGGCGAGGAAGCCACUGCCUGA